Molecule: messenger RNA, 2607 nt
Organism: Zingiber officinale
Lineage: Eukaryota; Viridiplantae; Streptophyta; Magnoliopsida; Zingiberales; Zingiberaceae
Exons: 4
Coding region: 1-2607 (868 amino acids)
Source: RefSeq, a predicted model, not a curated record
AUGUGGAUUCGGGAGCAUCUUUACUUCAAUGGUUUCAGUAAAAAUUAUUUGAAUUGGAUUUGGCAUGGCGCGGCUGCGGAGAAGGAUAGAUUAAAUUCGAGUGUCAACCAAGAGCCAACUGAUAAUUGUCAUGAUGAUUUUGAAACUGUUAAUUUGUGUGAGGCAGCGUAUGGUAACCAUACAGAAAAUCCAGAACCAUUUAUGAAGUUUUUGGAGGAAGCAGAGAAGCCAUUGUAUAAGGGAUGCAAACGUCACACAAAGUUGAGUGCACUUGUAAAACUAUACAAUACCAAAGCAAGGCAUGGGAUGAGUGAUGCUCUAUUUUCAGAUCUACUAGCAGAUUUUGGGGACAUACUGCCAGAUAACCACAAUCUGCCAUCGUCAAUUUAUGAAGCAAAGAAGACGUUGAGUUGUUUGGAUUUGAGUCAUGAAAAGAUUCAUGCUUGUUCCAAUGAUUGCAUCCUUUAUAGGAAACAAUAUAAAGACUGCGUAAGCUGCCCGAAAUGUGGCUUAUCAAGAUGGAAGCUAACCAAGAAAAAUGUUGAGAAGAAAGGUGUUCCUGCCAAAGUGGUUUGGUAUUUCCCUCCCAUACUAAGAUUUAAGCGCAUGUUUAAAUCUUUAGAAACUUCCAGAAAUUUAACAUGGCAUGCAGAUAGCACAAGAGUUGUUGGUCAGUUACGCCAUCCAGUUGAUUCACCGUCAUGGAAAUUGGUGGAUCAUAUGUGGCCCGACUUUGGAAGUGAGGCAAGAAAUAUUCGCCUGGCACUUGCAGCCGAUGGAAUUAAUCCUCACAGCAAUCUUAGUAGUCGCUACAGUUGCUGGCCAAUCAUGCUGGCCACAUAUAAUUUGCCUCCAGACAUGUGCAUGAAAAGGAAAUUCAUCAUGCUAACGAUGCUCAUUUCAGGGCCGAAACAGCCUGGAAACAAUAUCGACGUCUACCUUGAGGUUCUGGUUGAUGAUUUGCAGCUGUUGUGGGAAGGAGUUGAUGGAGUUUAUGAUGCUUAUCGAAGGGAGGUUUUCACUCUUAAAGCAGUUCUUUUAUGGACCAUCAACGACUUUCCUGCAUAUGGUAACCUUAGUGGAUGUACUACACAUGGUUAUUACGCAUGCCCAAUAUGUGGUGAGGAUACUUAUGCAAAGCACUUACAAAAUGGGAAGAAAAUGCCAUUUGCUGGGCAUAGACGAUUCCUACCACGAUUUCAUCCAUAUCGGAGGCAAAUAAAGGAGUUUAAUGGCAUGGAGGAACUUGGUGAAGCAGGUAGGCCAUUAUCUGGAAUUAAGUUGUUUGACAAGCUUUCAGACAUAACAUGUGAGUUUGGAAAGAAAACAAGUGUGAAGGGGAAAAUAAGGAAAAAAGCAAAGGAGAAUAUCGUGGAAGACAUUGCAGAAGAAAAGCAUUGUCUCGAUGUUAUGCACAUUGAAAAAAACGUUUUCGAGUCUCUGAUUAAUACUUUGAUGAACAUCAAGGGAAAAACCAAGGACAAUGUGGCAGCUAGGUUGGACAUGGUUCAGAUGGGAAUUAAGCCUCAAUUGGCUCCUAAAAUUGGUGAGAAAAGAACAUAUCUACCUCCUACAGCAUGCUCAUUCACAAAAAAUGAGAGAUUACAAGUAUGUAGGUCAUUAAUGGAUAUAAAAGUUUCGGAAGAUUUCUCAUCAAACAUGAAGAAUCUUGUCUGCAUGGAUGAGAUGAAGCUGAGUAGCUUGAAAUCACAUGAUUCUCAUGUUAUAAUGCAGCACUUCCUGCCAAUAGUCAUACGUAAUUCUCUGCCAAAAUAUGUUAGAUAUGCUGUCAUAAGAUUAUGCUUCUUCUUCAAAGAUAUUUGUUGCAAGAUUAUCGAUGUAGCCAAGUUAGAUAAGCUGCAAUCUGACUUGAUCGUUACACUCUGCUUAUUGGAGCAGUAUUUCCCCCCUUCUUUCUUCGAUAUCAUGCUCCACUUAACAGUUCAUCUUGUUCGUGAAGUCCAAUUACGUGGACCAGUCUACUUCAGAUGGAUGUACCCAUUUGAAAGAUGCAUGAAGGUGUUGAAAAGUUACGUAGGCAGUCGAAAAUAUCCGAAAGGUUGCAUUGUUCGGAGAUAUACAGCAGAAGAAGCAGUUGAAUUUUGUUCAGAAUAUCUCAAUGACCUUGAUCCUGUUGGGGUCCCUAAAUCACUACGUGACAUAAACGCAAGCAUUCCUGGAUUCUCAGCAAGCAAUUCAUCAAUCAUCGUCCAACAAAUUGAUCUCCAACAAGCACACUUGACUGUUCUAGAAAAUACAGAAGAAAUAUCUCCAUACAUUAUUGAACACAAAUCCUUCUUGAAGACAAUGUUUCCCAAGAAACAGAAAGAUGCAAGGUGGAUACAAGAUGCUCAUAAUAAGAGGUUCAUUGACUGGUUUUGUGCAAAGCAAAAAAUAGCAAAAUAUGAUGAGCCACGUGUAGUUGAGGACACCGAACUACACCAAGAUGCUGAUGGGUUAGCAGCUGCAGAGUUACGAGGAGAGACUGAAAUAGAAGAACCUCCUAUUACUGGGCAGAAGAAGACUCGGGGGCCUACAUCAAUGUGCAGACUUAUUGCUGCUGCAAGAUGGGGAAAAAAGUCGACGAUUGAAUAUGAUGACAUGUAA